Messenger RNA from Adineta steineri, 390 nucleotides. The record is from the annotation of a GenBank genome assembly. NCBI's taxonomy places the organism in Eukaryota, Metazoa, Rotifera, Eurotatoria, Adinetida, Adinetidae.
AUGAAUUCUUCUCUAAUAUCAAUUUCUAUUGAUUUUGAUAACCUGGAUGAACUUAUGCAUAAACUUGAAAGAUAUCAUAGUUUUGAAAAAACUGAUGUUAAAUCAGGACAAGUAUCUGGAUGUGUUUAUAAAUUACCAAAAUCAGAUAUGACUGCUGUCUAUCAUCAAAUUUUUAAUUUAUUUGGGGAUUCAAAUCCUCUUCAUGUCGAUGUUUUUCCUGAUAUUCGAACAAUGGAAGCUGAAGUUGUUCGUUGUGUAGCAACAAUGUUUCAUGGUGAUGAAAACGUUUGUGGAACGAUGACAUCCGGUGGUACAGAAUCAUUAUUAAUGGCAUGUAAAACUUAUCGUGAUUUCGCUCUUUCAAAGGGCAUUACUAAACCUGAAAUGUAA